Molecule: messenger RNA, 1508 nt
Organism: Labrus mixtus (cuckoo wrasse)
Lineage: Eukaryota; Metazoa; Chordata; Actinopteri; Labriformes; Labridae
Product: interferon-induced protein 44-like
Exons: 8
Coding region: 167-1504 (445 amino acids)
Molecular function (GO): GTP binding
Source: RefSeq, a predicted model, not a curated record
UACCAGAAAGCCCGUCCCCGCCUACUGUAGUUUAUUGUCUGUCCAACAGUCAUCUCUUCACUGAAACGGUCCAGCCACCUCCUUAGCUGUUUACAAGACAAGAAGACACCAAAGUACCACUGAAGAUUUAUUCAGCAUCAGUUACAAAACUGACCAGCUGUCCACCAUGAACCCUAGACUUACAAGAAACCAGCAGAGAGGAAUCUGCGCCCAGCUGGGAAGAUUCAAUCUGCAGCUGUUGUACAAGGCCAGCAUCCAUGGCUUCACCGGUCCAGCCUUCCACCAACAAUGUGACACCCGCAGUCCCACAGUCUCUGUGGGCUUCAAUGCCUCUGGUUAUGUUUUUGGAGGCUACACCAAACAACCAUUCAGUCAGUCAGAACAGUAUGUGCAUGAUGAUCAGGCCUUCCUUUUCACGUUCAGUGGAGAAAAGCUCCUCAAAUAUCCAGUCACAGGCCCUGCUAAUGCAGUGAGAAUGAUUGGUAAUUCUGGGCCAUAUUUUGGAGAAGCAUUGGUUCUGGUAACUGGAAGCAAACCCGUGGUCCACAGCAAUCCAGGGAAUUAUUACAACUUCACUGCUGCAGAAAUGCAUGGCAAUGACCUCAACAUGACUGAGUGUGAAGUUUACCAAGUCGUAGAAAUGACCGCACUGGAGAGCCCAUGGAGAACUGUAAUCUGGGAAACUGAGAAGAGAACAGAGCUGAUGGAUAAAUUAAGGACCUACAGACCAUUAGUCAACUCUGUGUCCAAGGCUCGGGUCCUGUUAAUUGGGCCAGUUGGAGCUGGAAAGUCUAGCUUCUUCAAUUCUCUCAACUCUGUGUUCAGAGGCCACGUCACCAAUCAGGCCAUGGCUGGAUGCUCCACCACCAGCCUCACCACACAGUUUCGCACCUACACUUUGAAAGAUGGGCGAGAAGGAAAACCUCUGCCAAUCAUCUUGUGUGAUACCAUGGGGUUAGAGGAAAGCACAGGGGCGGGGGUAGGCUUGGAUGACAUCAUCAGCAUACUUAAGGGCCAUGUGCCAGAUCGCUAUCAGUUCAACCCCUCUGCCUCUUUGCAGUUGGAUAUCCACGGAUAUCGUGAGCGUCCAGAGCUUAAGGACAAGGUCCACUGUGUUGUGUACGUCCUUGAUGCCUGCAAGGUCUCCAUCAUGCCCUCAAAGCUGGAGGAGAAACUGGAAGUUAUCCGCAAAAAGAUCAACUUGAUUGGAGUCCCUCAGCUAAUCCUGCUCACCAAAGUAGAUGAAGCCUGUCCUCUAGUGUUAGAGGACGUGAGAAACGUUUACAAGAGUUUGUACAUUAAGCAAAUGAUGCAGGAGGCCAGCAGUCGGUUCGGUCUGCCGUUGUCCUGUGUUGUUCCGGUGAAGAACUACAGCGAGGAGUUGGAAGUGAACCCAAACUGUGACAUCCUGCUGCUCAGUGCUGUCAAUCAGAUGCUUCGCUUCACUGAUAACUACUUUGACGACAUCAGUGACCGAGUCAGCAACAUUAAAACCAAAGAGUAAGAAG